AACAAACGGGUAACUGGCGAGUCCGGAUCCAUCUUCCUUUUCGCUAACUCGCUACAUUCUCGAAACUUCGUUCGUUUGCGCACUUCAUACGGCCGAUCCUAAACGGCGAUGAAGCGUAGGUGUUCGAUCGAUUGAAGGGAGGGAGAUGUCGAAGAUGCUAUCCAAGUUACGGGGUUUCUUCAGCUCCCGUACACUGGUGGGCGUUGACAAGGUCGGCAAUCGCUACUUCACUCGGAAGGAGGAGAUCGAUGGAGCCACGAAGGAGAAAAGAUGGGUGAUUUUCAAAGGUGAAGAGGACCCCACUUCCAUUCCAGUUGAGUGGAUAUGCUGGUUGAAUGGCCAAAGAAAGAAAGCUCCAACUCCGGAGGAGAUGAUUGAGUUGGAGGCAAGGCGUGAACGUGUUAGACAAAAUGUUGCAUGUAUCAUAAUUAACAUUUGCUUCAUUAUCAAAGUUCUGAAGAAGAAAGAAGAAGAUGAAAGAAAGUCCCUUGUUGGCGGUAUUCGUCAAUGCAAGACCAUUAGGUCCCACCCAUUCUUCAGUUGGAUCCUGACCCGUGGACUCCUUUUGCCCGCGUUUUUGUUGUUUGUCUCGUAAGCAUUUCGGGAUGCCCUGAUGGAGGGUGAGACUCUCGUUUCAGUUAAGGCGUCAUCAUUUCAGGUAAGACGGGCGGAACACCUAGCAAUUAGGAAAGGAAAAGAGAAAAGGUUCCAUUCUUAAAUCACUCACCUGCUCAGGCUGUCUUAAGCAUUCAAACUUCUUCACAUCAACUGUUUGUUGUUUCAUUCAUGAUUUUAUCAUGCCCAACCUUACAUUUGUUAGUUUUGAAUGUUUAAUCAUCAUAUAUUAAACCUUUUUAUUCUUUUUAUUAAACUAAUAUGCUGUUGCUAUUUGAUUCAACAUAUCUCAUGCAGGAUUUUCAGCAUAGGAAUAGCUAGACAUGCCUUUUGAAUUCCUUCACCUCGUGUCUCCUUCCAAUUGUUCCUCGUAGUCUACUAGGCCUUGAUAUGGAUCCUAGUCCAGUUGGCUUUAUUUUCAGCAAGAUUUCUGGUGCCAAGUAUUUUAUCAAUGUGCUUGUCUAUUAAAAAAAAACUAUGUGCUUCAUUAGGGUAAUCUUGUGUUGCUUUGUAGCCUGUACUUCAUGAAACCAAGUCUCAAACUCCUCAGAACCCUGAGGUGUGGUCAUCAUAGUUGAUCAAAAGCAACAUCAAACUUGAACCAUUAUUAGAAGAAAUCAUAUGAUCAGAUUGAUCAUGAUGAAAAAUGCAUCACAGGCCAUAAAUCUUUAACAAAAUCUACUUAUAAAACUUUCGGUAUAGUGUAUAGUAUAUAAUACAUUAUAUCUUCAGAGGUACAAGGAACUUAACACAUCAAAGCUACUUCAAAUAUCACUCAACCCAAAAAAGCAACUUCAAAACACCAAGCCUUCUUCUACAAAAGGUGCACUAUAAUUGUCGCUAAUCACUUGAAAAGGACAGUCAAUGGAUGAAGUGAGCUACGUACCUUUGCAAGGAAACCUCUGUGAUGAUCAAAGAAUUUAAUGUUCCAUUGAAGAAUAAAUAACUUUUAAAUCAUAAAGCAUAAAUCAAAUAGAACAUUGGAAUGUUGAAGUGAAGGAUCAGAAAGAAAAAUAUCUUGAAAUGCCAAAAUUAAAAUUUUCUAAUAAGUAUAGAGAUAUUUCAAAGUGACCAAAAUAUUAAAUUCAAAAAGCUUUGAUAUCACUGGUUGUUUUGUAUUUUCCUACAAGGGUUCACUAAUUACCCUACAAUGGUACCAUCUUGGAGUAGUGUCGGUAGAUAUGCCCGGGAUGGGAUGGGCUUGAUGUACCGAUACUCCGUACACCCCCUACUGCGUAACAGUUUGAUACCAAUAUAAUAAGGUAUGCCCCAAGGUUCGCCAUACCGGUACUGAACCCCGUACUGGUGCCGCACUAGCAUAGGCGUACCAAGUGUUGGUACGGUACGAUACGCGGUACGUCAGGCGUACCAUUAGCAUAGGCGUACCGAGUGUCGGUACAACAUACCAUGGUAUGCCCGAUAUGCACCAGUAUGGACUGGUAUGGCACACUAUGCUAAAACCAAUGUUUUAAAUCCCUUGAGAUGGGGGUGUCCCAGUUUUUUCAAGGAAUAGGAUGCCUUGCUAUCCCACCCCAUCCUGGCAGCGGUCUCGGUCAAACGUCUCAGUAAAUAUCCUCCGUCUCUCUCCCUUUCUUCUUCUUUUCUUUCUUUCUUCUUUCAUUCCUUCUUUUCUUUCUU
Phoenix dactylifera (date palm) is the source of this 2253-nucleotide messenger RNA. NCBI's taxonomy places the organism in Eukaryota, Viridiplantae, Streptophyta, Magnoliopsida, Arecales, Arecaceae. The record is from RefSeq and is a predicted model, not a curated record.